GAGGAGCCGCUCAGGGCUCGGGGUGGCCGCUGUGGGCACGGCCCGAGCGGGCCGACUGGCCCCGACAGCCGACACGGGGCCCCUUGGGGAGCGGCCGAGCGGGGUGAGGCGGGGCCGCACGGCGUCCUGAUUUGAAGAUGUCUAAAAAGAAGCUGAAGAAAACAGCUGGAAAGGAAGCCUCUUUGGAUGGCCAGGAUGACAAAAGCUCUGAAGACACAAGAUCUUACAAGCACACUGUGAAAGGAGAAACAGAACUUCAGAGCUCCAAACGAGAGAAAGAUGGGCAAGAGAAGAAGCGACACCGAAGUUCUCGUGCUUUUCAUGAUGCAGAUGGAAAAUCCCAGGAAAAAUCUCCAAAGAGAAGCAAAACCCUGGAUGGUUCUUCAAUUCAAACUGGAAAGCAGAAGAAAAUAGUGAUACAGUUUAAAGCCAAAGAAAUCAAACAUGGCAAAACCACCCGCACUCCUGAUGUGGUGACUGCCUGCAAUGAAGGAAGUCGAAUUGGUGGAAAAGAAGGAAAAAAGCUCUGGCACAGCUUUGAACUUCAGAGGGACAAGGUGCUGAAGAAAAAGAGAGAGAAAGCUGAACUCUGUAACAAACUCAAGCUAAAAGCAGAACAAGCUAUGAUAGAAAAGUUUAAGUCCUCUGUGUACGAGGUACCACAUAAAAAGGCAGAGGGCUCAAAAAAACGGAGUGAAGAUGUCAGAAUUCCCAAAAAGCCACCUGACAGCUGUGCAGGAACUAGGCAUGAUGAUAGGCCUGCCAAUAAGGAUCCAUCUACCUUCUGGGAAGAAGAGGAGGAAGAAGAACAUAAGGACUUUGCUGUGAAAAAGAGGUACAUGAGUAAACACAGAUCAUCACACUCCUCAUCUGAAACUCUGCCACGAUGGGACUCUCGGAAGCAUAAAAAACAUGGGACUGGUUCUCCUAAAGCUCCUAAGCACUCAGGACCUAAAGGAGACUUGGAAGCCACAGCACUGUGUUUUAAGCAGAACGUUAAGGUCCCUUGCACAUGUGACUCCUGCCAGGAAGGUGAGGUCACAAAGUCUGUGCCUGUCCCAAAGAGCUCUGAAGACUUUGCACCCCUUCAAGACAAUCAGAGCACAGAAACAGACCAAGAGAUGCAGAUAGUUGAAGACUUGCAUGUUGCUCGUGUGGAGAAGAGGAUGGCCCUGUCUGUAGUACAGACCUGUGGAGAACUUACAAGCAUGGAGAUAGAUCUUCCAGAACAGGAUUUAAAUAUUUCUGCCGGGUCUUCUAGUUCUGGUCUGAACAUCCUAGUGGUGAUUGACACAAAUAUAAUGAUUAGUCACCUUGAGUUUGUGAAAUCCCUGAAAUCUGAGGAUAUACCAGGAGUUGAUAGACUUGCAUUAAUAAUUCCUUGGGUCGUCCUACAAGAGCUGGACAACUUGAAGAAGGGGAGAAUGUUGCAGCAUGUUCGGGACAAAGCUAUCCCUGCAGUGCAGUUCAUCUACAAGUGUCUCAAGAGCCAGGAUUCCAAGCUGUGGGGGCAAUCCAUGCAGCUGGCUUCUCAAAAAAUGUAUGGGCUGAGCGAUGAGAACAAUGAUGACCGCGUCCUGCAGUGCUGCCUGCAGUACCAGAAGCUCUUCCCACAAGCUCUUGUUGUCCUCUGCACGGAUGAUAAAAAUUUGUGUAAUAAAGCCAUUGUGAGUGAGGUCAAGGCAUUCUGCAAAGCUGAUCUAGUCACUGCUCUGCAGAAUGUGAAUGCGAAUAGGCCCCAGAACUCUGAGGAGCUGCAGCAGCCAAAGCAGGAUACAGAAUUUGGGAAGAGAAGAGGAAAUGCUGCGCAGUUCCCAAAUGUGCUUCCAGACCUUGAAAGGAACUUAGGAGAAGCUUUGUCUUGUAUUUUGGAGACUGAAAUGAAACUUGCCUUUGGAAACCUGUGGAUGGAGAUCCUGUAUCUGAAGCCACCAUGGACCUUGGCAAAUCUGCUGAAAUGUUACAAAAAACACUGGAUGGCUGUUUUUGGUUAUGUGGUGCCAAGGAGUUUACUUUCAACCAUUGAAUAUCUUUCUAAACACCUUUAUGCAGAUAAGCCAUUUGACUCCUCAACAGUGUGUAUCCUGCUCCAGGAAUCCAAAAACCUGCUCCAUGCUUUCAGCUGCAGGUCAGACUACAACGGUGUCCUGCCCCAGGCUUAUGCUGAAGUUACAAAACUGUGUGAGACCCUUGGGGAGGUGAGGGCAGACAGUGAGCAGGAUUUAUCAGAAGACAUCAUGGUUCUUUCAGAAAAUGCUGCAUGUGAAAAAAUGGAAGCCACAAUGCCCAGUCUGCAAAGCACUGAGGAAAAAGAGCUACAUCCCAGCUUUCAUGUGGCUCAGGAAAACAGGCACCAGGAAAUCUGGUCAGUCCUGGAAGGUGUUUGGAACACCAUGAACUUGUACAGUAUUGAGCUAUUCCAGAAGCUGGACCCCAGUGCAGUGACCAUGGCUUCCAAGGCCUCAUUUGAGGAGGCUUUUUUGGGCCUGCAGAAGCUGUUGGCAGCAGUGAAGGACAUCCGUGAGAGCAUUGGCAGAAUUUUGACCCCAACCAGCAGUUUCCAAGAUAUUUGGACCCUCUAUAGCUUUCUCAGAAGACAUGAGAUCAAUAACAGUCUGAAAUUCACUGCUGAGGAGCUGUAUGCGUGUGUUUCACAGGAGCUGUACAGGGAGAGGCUGGAAGUGGGCUGCUGCCAGCUGGCACAGCUGGAACAGACAGUGGAGCAGUGCCAAGCGUCCGUGCAAAGGGAGGCCGAGAGCCGGGGCUGGCUCUGACCCGGGCUCAGCCGCCUGAGCUCCGCCUCCUCAGGGGGAGGAGGGAGAAGUGCUGGAGGAGUCAAAAACGUGCCGGCUUUCCUUCCUCGACGGUGCUGGUUUGGGUGGAAGAGAAAACACAGUUCCACGUGGACAUUAAAUGUCGGGAUUUCUGCUGAGAAUUCUAUUCACUGCUAGAAUGUUUUGUCUUGAGUGAGGGUUCCUAUCUGCUGGAUAGGCAUGGGUAACCAGGGGAAGCAGGGCUGGUUUGGGAUGCAGCUGCUCUGAGCAUUCAGUGUUCCUGUGAGGAGCUGAGCUGUUAAGGGUUGUAUUGGAGAAAGGAAUCUGUUUUGUCACCCAGGGACUCAGAGGGCAGGAAGUAGCUGAGUGCAAGGCCAGGAAUGAAGGAGUGACCCGCAGAGCCAGCCUCUGUGUCUUGUGCAGUGAUGGUUUAAGAGAGAAUGUAGAAUGGGCAGAGGAGCAGAUUGAUGCUCGUUUUUGCUUAAAGACAAAACACUCCCCCCCACCCUCAUGCAGGCAUUUGUCACAGACCCCUUUUCAGAGGAAAAGGGUGUUUCUCCUUUGUUUAAGCAGGAAUUUUAUUUUCAUACAGUGGAAAUCUGGUACCAGUGCUCUUGGGGAAACUCCUUAUCCUGCUCUUGCCACAUCCUCCUGGAAGGUGGGCCUGGUCAGCGCUCUCUGGCUGUACUCUUGGUUGCUUUAAGUCCAUCAAACUUCCCAAAAGCCAUUUUCUAAGGCCUUUAAUCCUACCUCUUCUUGUAUGUAUGUGUACAGAGAUUAGCUGACUGGCAAAGUUAUGAAGUCUAUUUUGAUAUUAACUUUUGGAUGUAUUUGUAAAUUCUUGCUUGUAAAAAAUGUAAUUUAUUGGUACAUUAAACAGUUCUUAAUUCUGA
Molecule: messenger RNA, 3667 nt
Organism: Poecile atricapillus (Black-capped chickadee)
Lineage: Eukaryota; Metazoa; Chordata; Aves; Passeriformes; Paridae
Gene: SWT1
Product: SWT1 RNA endoribonuclease homolog
Exons: 19
Coding region: 138-2774 (878 amino acids)
Cellular component (GO): nucleus
Source: RefSeq, a predicted model, not a curated record